GAGCGACUGUCCGUCUUUUUAUUAUUUAUUUAUUUAUUUACUUACUUACUAACUUGUUUGUUUGUGUCCGAACAGUUUUUAAAGGGCCAGUAUCAGGGUUGCUCUUAGGAAGGACAGGGUACAUCACCUCUCAUGGGUGAGGACAGGGUUAAGAGUGGAGGGAUUGUCUUGAACGGAGCCCCCACCCUUGCGGGAAUCUGGGUGGGAUACCGCCAAAACUGGCGUCCACAGCUCUAGAUUUAGUGACCCAGCCCAGGAAAGUUGUCUACAGAAGUCAGGGUGCUAUUCCCCGGGAUCUUUUCACACGAGGCAGGAUUCAGCCAGCUUGGGAAGGUGUUCCACUUCAGAUCCAGAGAGCUUGCCAAGUCUCUGAACUAUACGCAAACAUCUUAGAAGGGCUCCUUCUCCCCUUUUUUCAUUUUAGCGGUCAUCCAGCCCCAGCCUACUCUCGAAAUCCCGUCCCCAGCUGAAGCACAACACUGGGUUACUACUGUGGGGGUGGGACCACCCUUGAGUCUUCCUAGUCCUAGCCUGCCACCCGGGCUCUGGGCUUGUGCAGUUGCAAAUUACAGAGCCGUUGGAGGCCACUGCCAGCCUGAGAUAAAGAGAUGUGGCAGCUGCUUAUCUCCCCUUGUCCAGCCUGCUGGAAGAAAACAGCCCAAAGAUGAGAGUGAUUCGUGUGGGUACCCGCAAGAGCCAGCUGGCUCGCAUACAGACGGACAGUGUGGUAGCAACGCUGAAAGCACUAUACCCAGGCCUGCAGUUUGAUAUCAUUGCUAUGUCCACCACAGGGGACAAGAUUCUUGAUACUGCACUCUCUAAGAUUGGAGAAAAGAGCCUAUUUACCAAGGAGCUGGAACAUGCACUGGAGAAGAAUGAAGUAGAUCUGGUCGUUCACUCCCUGAAGGACCUGCCCACUGUGCUUCCUCCGGGCUUCACCAUUGGAGCCAUCUGCAAACGAGAGAACCCCUGCGAUGCUGUUGUCUUUCACCCCAGAUUUGUUGGAAAGACCCUAGAAACCUUGCCAGAGAAGAGUGUGGUGGGAACCAGCUCCCUGCGGAGAGCAGCCCAGCUGCAGAGAAAAUUCCCACAUCUGGAGUUCAAGAGUAUUCGGGGAAACCUCAACACAAGGCUUCGAAAGCUGGAUGAGCAGCAGGAGUUCAGUGCCAUCAUCUUGGCUGCAGCUGGCCUGCAGCGCAUGGGCUGGCAGAACCGGGUGGGGCAGAUCCUGCACCCUGAGGAAUGCAUGUAUGCUGUAGGUCAGGGGGCCCUGGGUGUGGAAGUCCGAGCCAAGGACCAGGAUAUGUUGGAUCUGGUGGGUAUAUUGCAUGAUCCUGAGACUCUGCUCUGCUGCAUUGCUGAACGGGCCUUCCUGAGGCACCUGGAAGGAGGCUGCAGUGUGCCAGUAGCAGUGCAUACAGCUAUGAAGGAUGGGCAACUGUACCUGACUGGAGGAGUCUGGAGUCUGGAUGGAUCAGAUAGCAUGCAAGAGACCAUGCAGGCCACCAUUGCUGUCCCUGCCCAGCAUGAAGAUGGCCCUGAAGAUGAUCCACAGCUGGUGGGCAUCACUGCCCAGAACAUUCCACGAGUAGCCCAGCUGGCUGCUGAGAACCUGGGCAUCAGCCUGGCCAACUUGUUGCUGAACAAAGGAGCCAAGAACAUCUUGGACGUUGCACGGCAGCUUAAUGAUGCCCACUAACUGGUCUAUGAGGCAGAGUUGCUGCUGUCCAGUACCUACAUCCCAACUCUUAUUGCUCCAUUCUCACAGUUAACCGGGGAGUAAUUACCCCAGAGGAUUGAACUGCAGAGUCAGAGACUUCCAGGGACUGCCUUUUCUUCUCAAUAGGUGGGGGCUUCAUCUUAAGAGUCUAAGCCUCCUUUGAAUGUAACCAGCUCUACUAUAAACCAACUCUUAAGAUUUUUUUUGGCGGGGGGGUGGUAGGGUUUCAGUAAAGAUAAGAAUAUAAAACCCUUUACUCCUUAUUUUGGAGGCUGGGACCUCUGUCCAAAGUUCUUCUGGAACACUCCUGUUUUCUGGCUCAGUAGUUCUCACUUCACUUCUAAUAGAGCAAAUUGUCUCCCAGGGAACACCGAGUGAGCCAUAACCUUAAAAUCUUAUAGCUUGCCCCUCUCCAGUUAACCAGAGGCUUUUAUCAUAGUCCCCCUAACCCCCACUACCUCAGGAGUUGACAAAGUCAUCUAUCCCACAUUUUCGGCAAAAUGAAAACAGCGACUCAUUUUUAAAAAACAAUCUUUUAAUAAACAAAAUUAGUCCAUCUGAAACUACCCAA
This is a messenger RNA of Pteropus alecto (black flying fox), 2291 nucleotides long. It is a transcript of the gene HMBS, whose product is annotated as hydroxymethylbilane synthase. Gene Ontology annotation, biological process: heme biosynthetic process. Lineage: Eukaryota; Metazoa; Chordata; Mammalia; Chiroptera; Pteropodidae. Gene Ontology annotation, molecular function: hydroxymethylbilane synthase activity. The record is from RefSeq and is a predicted model, not a curated record. Gene Ontology annotation, cellular component: cytoplasm. The transcript has 14 exons. The coding region runs from base 665 to 1699 and encodes 344 amino acids.